This is a messenger RNA of Penicillium canescens, 1149 nucleotides long. Its product is annotated as bZIP transcription factor. The record is from RefSeq and is a predicted model, not a curated record. Bases 1 to 1149 code for a protein of 382 amino acids. The transcript has 3 exons. NCBI's taxonomy places the organism in Eukaryota, Fungi, Ascomycota, Eurotiomycetes, Eurotiales, Aspergillaceae. Gene Ontology annotation, molecular function: DNA-binding transcription factor activity. Gene Ontology annotation, biological process: regulation of DNA-templated transcription.
AUGGAAGAAAAACACAGUGCAGACAAGGUGCGAAAGAAAGAGCGCCGUCGGAAACCUGACAGCCAACAAGUUCUAGAUAGGCGCCGCGAACAGCUACGCACGGCACAGAAAGCGUAUCGCACGCGAAAAGAGAACACCAUUACCAGCCUGCAGGAUCGUGUCGACGAGCUUGAGGGUGGCAUUGAGCAGCUCAGCCAAUCCUUUCUCACCUUCAGUAAUCUCCUUUUGGAAACUGGUCUGCUUAGGAAACGUUCGCACGUCACCUCAGCCCUCCGCAAAAUAACCCGGCAACAACUUUCGCUUGCUGAGACAGGAUGUGCGAGUCCUCAGGAACGGAAUCUCGUCAACGCUGUUGACGCCACUUCAUGCACUGCUUCUGGCGAGGACGAAAGAGGCAGUGGUAAUCGCGCAAGGGUGUCGUCAAAUGAAAGAGCUCAUAGCGGACUCUCAUCAGCUCCGGUGGAAUGGCCUGAGCUGAUGCCCUUAUACACACAAUCAUCCUUUUAUCAAGGCCAACCGACACCCCCAAUGAGUGUUGCCAUGGCUCCGCUCGCUAAUGAGUCACCCAUUCCGCUAUCAUCAUUAUCAAGUCACCCCCCAGCCAAUGAUCUCGCUAGCUCGAUCGAAGAGCAGUGGACUUUUUCACAAUAUCUAAUAAAAAUGUGCUGUCAGAAUGGGUAUCAUCUCCUUGUCAACACUCCCAACGACUUCGUGAAGAUUCAAGAAGUUUUCGGGCCAUCCAUGCCUCUCGCUGAGCGCAAUAAUUUCAUUUCUUGUUUCCAUGCUGGAAUGCAUGACAAAACUGGAGGCAUCAUUGAUCUCAUGGCCACUGCACUUACCCCGUUGCGUUCCAAGAGAGAAUAUUAUGCAUCGGAAGAACUUGCAACCCAGACUGAGGAGUUGGAAUCGGCUGUUGCAUUUGAGGCCGGCGGAUGGCUAGACGCCAGUGGCGUACAGAAAUUCCUCAGCGAGAGGGGAUUUUGCACCCAGGAAAUUGGCCGCCCAUUGUCUCGCUCAAGCCUUGUUUCGUCGCUUCACGUUGCGGCCCUUGUUCAGUACCUCGCUACUGAAUGCAUUUGCUUCGGACAUGGUCCGGCGUUUCGACGCCAGACUGUUGAGGCUGCAUUGUGCCUCGCAGGAAAACCAUGA